Molecule: messenger RNA, 2768 nt
Organism: Armigeres subalbatus
Lineage: Eukaryota; Metazoa; Arthropoda; Insecta; Diptera; Culicidae
Gene: PXo
Product: solute carrier family 53 member 1
Exons: 8
Coding region: 287-2335 (682 amino acids)
Biological process (GO): phosphate ion transport; cellular response to phosphate starvation
Cellular component (GO): plasma membrane; Golgi apparatus; cytoplasm
Molecular function (GO): inositol hexakisphosphate binding
Source: RefSeq, a predicted model, not a curated record
CUGGGAUGGAAAUAGAAGAUCAAGAAAAUUGCCGUACAUCGAACGAGACAUUGGACUUCGUGCAUGUUUAAAGUUUAGAAAACUGAGCCAGAUCUUAAUCCUACAGAGUGGACAGCGGAAUGUACAAGACAGAGAAAACGGAAAGGGAGCUCGUCUAAGAUAGACGUCGCACGGUUUCAAGGUCACGCGAAACGCCAUCGCGCGAGUGUUGUUCGGAUUAGCUGCUGUCAAAAAUGUGUUGAUUUGUGCUAAAUAUACAGUGCCCAAUCCAAGACAGGCCUCCAAAAUGAAGUUCGCCGAGCACCUGGCAGCGCAUAUAACGCCAGAAUGGCGGAAGCAGUACAUCAUGUACGAGGAGAUGAAAGCUCAACUAUAUGCAGCGGUAGAGCAGUCACCAUCGGCUGAGUUGGUUGAUCCAGAAGUUUUGACGCGAUACUUUGCCAAGUUCGAUGAACAGUUUUUCCAUUUUUGCGAUAGUGAACUAGCGAAGAUUAACACAUUCUAUUCAGAAAAGCUCGCCGAAGCCACCAGAAAAUUUGCCAACCUUCGAACGGAGUUGAGCGAAACACUCGAGCUGGAGGAAUCCACCAAAAAGAAAAAAGACAAUCUCCACCGAGUCAAGAAGAACCUACUACGGAAGAAAAAUGUCUCCGUUCGCAAAAUCCAGGAACUGAAGCUGGCAUUUAGUGAGUUCUACCUAAGUCUGAUUCUACUACAGAACUAUCAAAAUCUCAACUUCACCGGCUUCCGCAAGAUAUUAAAGAAGCACGACAAACUGUUGAACGUAGACUUCGGAGCACGAUGGCGAGCGGAGCACGUGGAAUCGGCCCACUUCUACGUGAACAAGGACAUCGAUCGGUUGAUCCACGAAACGGAAAACAUUGUGACAAACGAAAUUGAAGGUGGUGAUCGACAGAGGGCCAUGAAGAGACUCCGAGUACCACCGCUGGGAGAGCAGCAAAGCCCAUGGACCACCUUCAAAGUGGGUUUGUUUUCGGGAUCACUGCUUGUAUUGUGCGUGGCGGUUCUUCUGUCGGCCAUGUUUCACAAUUACAGAGACGACUGGAUUGUUGCAUUUCGAUUGUACCGUGGUCCACUCUUGAUAGUGGAGUUUCUCUUCCUUUGGGGUAUCAACGUCUACGGGUGGCGAUCAUCUGGUGUCAAUCAUGUACUGAUAUUUGAGUUAGAUCCUCGGAACCAUCUAUCCGAACAACAUCUAAUGGAGCUGGCAUCCAUUUUCGGGGUUAUAUGGACACUGAGCGUGCUCAGUUACCUUUACGCUGACUCACUGAGUAUACCGGCCUAUUUAAGUCCAUUGGCAUUGUACCUAUUGAUGGCAGCGUUCCUGCUAAAUCCCACCAGAACUUUCCGCCAUGAAGCCCGAUUUUGGACAAUCCGAAUCAUUAGUCGAAUAGUUACGGCACCAUUUUUCUUCGUAAAUUUUGCCGAUUUCUGGUUGGCAGAUCAGUUGAACAGCAUUGUACCCGCAUUUCUGGAUGUACAAUACUUUAUCUGUUUCUACUCGACCAUCACUAACUGGAACUACGAGGAAAACCCGAACAAAUGCAUCGAUAAUUCAUUGUGGAUACGACCUAUCGUGGCCAUGUUACCCGCGUGGUUCCGGAUGGCGCAGUGUUUAAGGCGGUUUCGCGACACCCGGGAUGCCCAUCCACAUUUGGCCAAUGCUGUAAAAUAUUCAACGUCGUUUUUCGUGGUAGUGUUCUCAUCGUUGCAACAAGCCACCCGAGAUCAGUACGAGAAAAGCAUCGACAAUCCGUGGUUCUACUUGUGGAUCAUUGCGUCUAUUGUGUCGUCAUGUUAUGCCUAUACCUGGGAUAUCAAAAUGGAUUGGGGAUUAUUCGACGCCAAGGCUAACGACAACAAGUUCUUGCGUGAUGAAGUAGUGUACGGCUCAAAUUGGUUCUACUACUUCGCCAUCGUGGAGGAUUUGAUACUGCGGUUCGGGUGGACGCUGUCCAUGAGCCUCAUCGAGAUGGGCUACAUCGAGCGGGAGAUUAUCGUAUCGAUUCUCAGUCCACUGGAGGUUUUCCGGCGUUUCAUCUGGAACUACUUCCGUUUGGAGAACGAGCAUUUGAACAACUGCGGUAAUUUCCGCGCUGUGCGUGACAUUUCCGUUGCACCGAUGGAUUGUUCGGAUCAGACAACGAUUCUUCGCAUGAUGGACGAGGAAGACGGCGUACGGAAUCGAAGGACGGUGAAAAAGAUGAAUGUUAAGAAGAAAAUCGAGCAGCGACUUCUUCUCCGCGAGGCCGAGUCGACCGAGGACCUGGAAAUGAAUUCCAAUCAAAGCAGGAAGGUUCAGUGGGAAAUUUAGGCUACGCGGGUAGUUACACAAUUGGGACGAACCUGUCGUUAAUCCACCAAUCCGACCCAGAAUCACACAAAAUCACGUCUCCCCCGACCUUGAUAGAUAUCCCUCUGAGAGAAGCGCGUUCGCAUCACAGCCCACACAGCUACCCGCCGGAAUGAAAAUGCCACUUCCGUCAUCCUGCCGCUUUUGCCGUUAUUGGAUAGAGUAAUUGGAAAGCACAUGGUUUGUUUCCAAAUUGUUUUAGAUCAGUGUAUGCAUGAGAAACUGUCCCUGUGGGUUGAUUUAUUUAUCUACAAUGAAAAAAGGAAUGUUCCCGGUAUGACAUUUGUUACUUUUUAGGACGAGGUAUACGUGUAGAAUCAAUACAGAAUGAUUUAUUUAUUUUCAAACGGCAAUAUACGAUACUUACAUUGUAAAUGUGUGAAAUCCAGAAUAA